AUGAUGGAAUUCUAUCGUCAGUCAAUCUCCACUGGGUGGAGCUUCCGGGAUCGCGAUGCCGAGGAUUGGAUGCCUGUCCCCGUGGUGCCCUCCGUGGUACAACAAGAUCUCAUUGCCAACAACAAACUAAAGGAUCCAUUCAUCGGCUUUAAUGAGUUGAGAGCUCGCUGGGUCAACGAGAAAUCCUGGGUAUACCGCAAUACCUUCCUGACACCAGAUAUUCCCGCGGGCACAGCAAUCGACUUGGUAUUCGACGGUCUAGACACCUUUGCCACUGUCAAACUCAAUGGCCAAGUCAUUCUUCAGAGUGAUAACAUGUUCCUGGGUCACCGCGUCAAUGUAACCAAGGCACUGGAAGCAGAGAGCGAACACACGCUCGAAAUCGAAUUCGACUGCGCAUUGUUGAAGGCCCGUGAGCUGCGGAAUCAAGACCAAUCCCACAAAUGGGUCGGGUUCAAUGGAGAUCCGGCACGUUUGGCAGUGCGCAAGGCGCAAUACCAUUGGGGUUGGGACUGGGGUCCGGUGUUGAUGACCGCAGGUAUCUGGCGUGCCGUGAGGCUUGAGGUGUAUACAGCGCGUGUAGCCGACCUAUGGCCUCAGUUGCAGCUGUCUUCAGACCAUCAGACGGCCGAGCUGACUGCCACCGCCAAAUUUGACUCGGUUGCUAGUGGAGACUAUACGGCUCGCUUCAGUCUAAGCCUGCGGGGAAAUGAGAUCGCUAGCCAGGAUAUCCCCGUAUCUGCUAACAAUCGAGCCGAAGUGAUUUUCCGUGUUAACCGUCCAGAGCUCUGGUGGCCUCACGGUUAUGGGAAUCAGACACUAUAUGAUGUCUCGGUGUCACUGCUCCGUGGCGUCGAGACAGUGGAUCAAACAUCCAAGAAGUUUGGUAUUCGAACAGCCGAGGUCAUCCAGCAGCCGGAUAAGCAUGGCAAAUCUUUCUACUUCCGAAUUAAUGGGAUGGAUAUUUUCUGCGGUGGAUCGUGCUGGAUUCCGGCGGAUAGCCUGCUAACCAAUAUCACUGCGGAGCGAUACCGCAAAUGGAUUGAGUUAAUGGUGGAAGGCCGACAGAUCAUGAUCAGGGUCUGGGGCGGCGGUAUAUAUGAGGAUGAUGCGUUCUAUGAGGCAUGUGACGAACUAGGGGUGUUGGUGUGGCAGGACUUCAUGUUCGGCUGUGGAAAUUAUCCGACAUGGCCGAAGAUACUCGAUUCAAUCCGCCAAGAGGCAGUCUAUAAUGUACAGCGACUGCGGAAUCAUCCUUCGAUUGUGAUUUAUGCCGGCAACAACGAGGAUUAUCAAGUGCAAGAGUCGGAGGGCUUGACUUAUAAUUACGACGACAAGGAUCCGGAAAGCUGGCUCAAAACAGAUUUUCCCGCUCGUUACAUCUACGAAAAGCUGCUUCCAGAGGUGGUUGCAGAGCAUUCGUCGAGUACAUUCUAUCACCCUGGCAGCCCUUGGGGUGAUGGGAAGAUUUCAUCUGAUCCCACAGUUGGGGACAUGCAUCAGUGGAAUGGUGAAGAUUCAAUCCUUUUAUGGCACGGCACCCAAGAAAAAUACCAGAUCUUCGACACUCUGGGGGGUCGGUUUAACAGCGAGUUUGGCAUGGAAGCCUUCCCGCACAUGUCCACCAUUGACUACUUUGUCGAGGAUCCGAAAGACAAGUUCCCACAGUCUCAUGUGAUUGACUUCCACAACAAGGCAGACGGUCACGAAAGACGGCUGGCUACUUACCUGGUGGAGAACCUACGAACUGCCACGGACCUCGAGACCUACAUCUACCUAACCCAAGUCGUUCAAGCGGAGACGAUGAUGUUUGGCUACAGAGGCUGGCGUCGGCAAUGGGGUGAUGAGAGACACUGUGGUGGAGCACUGCUGUGGCAAUUGAAUGACUGCUGGCCUACUAUCUCCUGGGCCAUUGUCGAUUACUUCCUGAACCCCAAACCGGCGUACUACGCAGUCAAGCGAGUCCUCAACCCCAUUGCAAUUGGAGUACGCCGUGAGCACCAUGACUGGAGCGUUGCUCAUGCGCAGCCUCCACACACAAGCAAAUACGAACUUUGGAUCUCCAGCAACAACCCGAGCACAAUUCGUGGCAGCGUCGAGCUGCGAUUUUUGUCUGUCAACACAGGCCGCGAGAUCCGGGCGCCGAUCGUCCGUGAAGAUAUUCUAAUUACCCCCAACGGUACUACCAACAUCAUCACGGAUGGUCUAAUUGAUCAUAUUGCCGAACCUGAGCCACAUGUCUUGGUUGCUCGCCUGUGGGUCGAUAACAAAAUUGUGGCGCGCGACGUCGACUGGCCGCAACCUUUCAAGUACCUCGAUCUGUCAAGUCGGGGCCUUGACAUUCAAUUGCAGCGUGGAUCUUCCGGUCAAGCACUCGUAGUGCUGAACACCCGCAAGCCUGUCAAGUGUCUCGUUAUAGAGGAACAGGAGGGGGUCAGACUAAACGACAACGCUAUAGACAUUGUGCCAGGAGAUGAACAGACCGUGGUUAUAUCUGGGUUGGGGGACCAGUCACUAAAGUAUCGGUACCUGGGGCAGGAAUCGUGCGGGUUGCUUGGAUGA
Messenger RNA from Penicillium canariense, 2562 nucleotides. RefSeq names its product beta-mannosidase. The transcript is spliced from 5 exons. The record is from RefSeq and is a predicted model, not a curated record. NCBI's taxonomy places the organism in Eukaryota, Fungi, Ascomycota, Eurotiomycetes, Eurotiales, Aspergillaceae. The coding region runs from base 1 to 2562 and encodes 853 amino acids. Gene Ontology annotation, molecular function: beta-mannosidase activity. Gene Ontology annotation, biological process: glycoprotein catabolic process; carbohydrate metabolic process.